CAUCCCAGGGUUUUCAAGCCCUUUCCUUCCAACGGCGAAGGAACGCAACGCACUCUUUCCAAAGUUCCUUCCUCUCUUGUCUAGAUUCUUCCAACCGAACGAGUCAUGGAAUCCAAACCCGCCCACACUCUCAAACUUCUCUGUAGCUACGGUGGCAAGAUCCUACCUCGCCCCACCGACGGCCAACUCCGUUACGUCGGCGGCCACACCAGAGUUCUCGCCGUUGAUCGUUCCGUUUCCUUUUCAGAAUUGAUGGUGAAGCUUGUAGAGUUGUGCGGUUCGUCCGUGACCUUGAGGUGUCAAUUGCCCAAGGGAGACUUGGAGACUUUGAUUUCCAUCACCAACGACGAGGAUUUAGCCAACAUCUUCCACGAGUACGAUCGCGCCUCGUCGGAAUUGACUCAUCCGUUGAAAAUCAGAGCGGUUCUUUCACCGCCGAGAUCGAUGAUGAUCAAGAAGCUCUCUCCCGUUCCGUCGUCGUCUACUUCCAGUGCCAGUCACUCCCCGUUCAGAUCGCCUCACACCUCCGCCGAAUCACUGCCUUACGCGGCGGUGCAUCGUAUCGUCCGGCAAAAUCGCUCGCCGCGGGCGCCGUUAGGGUUUCCGAUCAAAGCUUGUUGCUACCCUGGCCGAUUCGAAGGAAGCCCAAGAUUCUUGUACCGCGGGCCCCACUGCAGCAAUUACUGCCAUUAAGAGAAACCAUAAUAUCUACACACAACACAGUAAAUAGUAAACGGACGAAAAAUACUAUGAGUUUAAAAACUAAAAAGAGAUGAGAGGGGAUAUUAAAUACCAUGAUUUUUAAUUUUGUUUUUUUGAUAAAUUCUUAAAUCUGGUUGAGGUUCUAA
Lotus japonicus is the source of this 848-nucleotide messenger RNA. RefSeq names its product protein PAL OF QUIRKY-like. Bases 106 to 693 code for a protein of 195 amino acids. The transcript has 2 exons. Gene Ontology annotation, molecular function: protein binding. Lineage: Eukaryota; Viridiplantae; Streptophyta; Magnoliopsida; Fabales; Fabaceae. The record is from RefSeq and is a predicted model, not a curated record.